Messenger RNA from Linderina pennispora, 474 nucleotides. RefSeq lists its product as uncharacterized. The record is from RefSeq and is a predicted model, not a curated record. Gene Ontology annotation, biological process: long-chain fatty acid biosynthetic process. The transcript has a single exon. Gene Ontology annotation, cellular component: fatty acid synthase complex. Lineage: Eukaryota; Fungi; Kickxellomycota; Kickxellomycetes; Kickxellales; Kickxellaceae. Gene Ontology annotation, molecular function: acyltransferase activity. Bases 1 to 405 code for a protein of 134 amino acids.
AUGACGGGGCUGAUUCCAGGAAAUAGAAAUGCUGACAAUAUUGAUAAAGAUUUUGAGCAGUUCGAGUAUCUUGUCUAUCCAAGCAAGACUAUCCAUGUGCCAACUGUUAAGGCCGCACUUUUCACAUCGUUUGGUUUCAGCCAGUCAAACGGAGCAGGACUUAUCGUUCAUCCAGACUACCUAUUCGCAGCACUAUCAAAGGAUGAGCUGGAUGAGUACAGGGCCAAAGUCGAUGAGCGCAUGAAGAGAUCGACCCGCUACUGGCAGGGAGCACUUCUUGGAAACCACCCAUAUUUACAGACAAAGGAUGCAGCACCAUUCACGCCAGAUCAAGAGACAGCAGUGUUCCUGGACUCUAGUGCAAGGGCUAUAUUUGACUCAAAAACCAAAACGUACCACUUCUAAUACCGCUUAACAGAGUUCUGUGCGCCUUCCAUCUAGUUUUCAUUUACCAAGUUUACAUAGAGCAAUAAA